Messenger RNA from Heterobasidion irregulare TC 32-1, 678 nucleotides. RefSeq lists its product as uncharacterized. The annotation marks the transcript as partial. Lineage: Eukaryota; Fungi; Basidiomycota; Agaricomycetes; Russulales; Bondarzewiaceae. The transcript has 3 exons. Gene Ontology annotation, cellular component: eisosome filament; plasma membrane. Gene Ontology annotation, biological process: negative regulation of protein kinase activity; endocytosis; eisosome assembly. The record is from RefSeq and is a predicted model, not a curated record. Gene Ontology annotation, molecular function: lipid binding.
UUCACGAUGCCCGUCCCCGGCUUCCUCUCCUCCUUCGCCGACAAGGCCCAGAGCGCCAUCAACGCCUCUCCCCUCGCAGGCCACAUCCCCGGCUCCACCCGCCCCACCAGCCCCCAGGCCGCGGGGUCGUCCGCCGCCGCCGACUCUGGCGCGACGCAGACUCACAAGAGUCACACGCUGGAGCAGAUCCAGCAUCAGUUCAGGACAUUCCAGCAGGCCUACUCCACCACCGGCCCCAUCCAGAAGAUCAUCACCACCGAGAAGGGCAUCGCUCUCGACUUUGACAGCCUGAACAGGAACUCCCAGGCGCACAGCAAAGAGCUCUACACCUGGGGCCAGAACGAGGCCCCCGACGUCAGAGACAUAUCCGAUCGCUUGGCGUUCUUGAACUAUGUUUCGGGCUCCCUGGCGAGCACCCUCGCCGUGAAGCUCAACGCCGCCCGCACCCCGCUCAAGUCCCUGCGCGACAAUGAGACCGCCCUGACCGCCCGCCGCAACGCCCGCGCCGGGCUCCAGAACCAGAUCGCCCGCCUCGAGCACGGCCAGGAGAAGGGCUACGAAAAGCGCGUCGCCGAACUCAACGACCAGCUCGCCAAAGCGGAGCGCGAUGACGAGCCGUUCGAGAAGGAGCACCAGAUCCUGAUCCGCAAGUCUCUCAAGGAGAGCGAACAGCUCAAG